Neocloeon triangulifer is the source of this 1020-nucleotide messenger RNA. RefSeq names its product calcium load-activated calcium channel. Gene Ontology annotation, biological process: endoplasmic reticulum calcium ion homeostasis. The record is from RefSeq and is a predicted model, not a curated record. NCBI's taxonomy places the organism in Eukaryota, Metazoa, Arthropoda, Insecta, Ephemeroptera, Baetidae. Gene Ontology annotation, molecular function: calcium channel activity. The transcript is spliced from 6 exons. The coding region runs from base 235 to 786 and encodes 183 amino acids. Gene Ontology annotation, cellular component: endoplasmic reticulum; endoplasmic reticulum membrane; cytoplasm.
UAUUUUUUAAGAAGAACCGGAAAAUAUAACCGGUUUCUAUUUACAUUGACAUUCUAAAUGUAAGUUUUUGAACAAAAACCGGUUUGUCCAGCGGUUUCAUACCGGUUUAUAAAUAAAUCUGAUCUGCUUUUGUAGUUCGAUCCGGUCCGGUCGUCAGAUUUUUGGAGCCAAACCUCUGGAAAAUUCUUUAUUACGGUGAAUUUUUGAUUGAAUUUCCAAGCAAGCAACGUCACAAUGUGGGAGGACACGAUUCUGAUUGUCUUUAUUUCCAUUUUCACUGCACUUCUUGGUGAAGGUCUCACUUGGUACAUGGUGUACAGAACUGAGAAGUACCAAAAGCUGAAGACUGAGGUUGAAAGACAGAGCAAGAAAUUGGAGAAGCGCAAGGAGGCUCACGGAGAAUCGAUCGACAAGCAGCAAAAAAAGAAAAUCGAAAGGGACGAGGAGAAGUUGAAAAACAACAACCGUGAUUUGUCUCUUGUUAAAAUGAAGUCUGUGCUCUUCAUCGGUUUUGCUUUCACGGCUCUUCUGAGCAUGUUCAACUCUGUAUUCGAUGGCAGAGUUGUUGCAAAGCUGCCAUUUGUUCCGAUUACUUGGCUUCAGGGGCUCAGCCACAGAAACCUCUCCGGAGAUGACUACACUGAUUGCUCAUUUAUAUUUAUUUACAUUCUUUGUACCAUGUCUAUUCGACAGAACAUCCAAAAGUUGCUGGGCUUUGCGCCUUCCCGCACUGCUUCGAAACUCAGCGGCAACAUGUUUGGAGCACCGCCCCAGCAGUUCCGAUAAAGCAGUUAGAACUUUCCACACCGCCUCCGAGCCGUGUAUUUUGAAUCGUUGGCAGUCGAUUUUCCUUGACGUCUGCGACGUUCCUUUUUUUCAUUAACCCAGUCCCUGGAAUGUUUUACGCUCUUUCCCCGCUGGACUCUUUGACGUUUGCCACGCUCCCUGGAAGGAAAGGAAACAGUUUUGUUGCUUAAAUUUGUUUUAAAUAAUGUAAAAUAUUAAAUUAUUGAUUAAAAA